AUGAGCCAUCAUAGUUCAAGCACUGAUAGGUAUGGGAUCCGAUUGGCCUCCCGAUUUCAAGAUAUCUUCCCUUUCAAUUUCCAAGGCAUUGCUAACGCCGCGCAGGCACUGAAUCCUGAUCACUCACCCGAUUUGAAAACUUUUGCUCGCAUCGCCCUCUUCCGUCCUAUUCAACUCUUUUUCACAGAGCUGAUUGUUUUUGUGGUGGCCACUAUGAGCGCUGUAGCUUUUGCCUUGAUAUAUAUGUUCACGGAAGCCCUCCCGCCGAUCUACGAGUCGAUGGGGUUCUCGAGCACUUCAUCCUGCCUUCCCUUUCUCGCAAUUUGUGUCGGUCUUAUAUCGAGACUUCUUACCCGCAUACAAGACCACCGUACGAUUGUCAAAUAUGAGGAAGAGAUUAUUACACUUGAGCCAGAGCAUAAGCUUCUCGGUUUCAUGAUCGGUGCUCCUAUGUUGGCUGGAGGAUUGUGGUGGUUCUCAUGGACCAUUCCGCCAGUGGCCGAUGUUCAUUGGAUUGUUUCUAAAAUUGCCCUUGUUCUCAUUGGAUAUGCCCUGAAUGAGUUUGAUUCUGUUCUUGCGGGCUAUCUUGCUGAUAGUUAUCCCAGCUAUGCGGCUAGUGGGUUCGCUGCUCUUUCGCUCAUCCGCUCGUUGAUGUCAGCAGCUUUCCCAUUGUUCGCUAAUCAGAUGUUUGAGGGGCUUGGUGCGAAUGUUGCAUCUUCGAUUCUAGCGGCGCUGGCAACAUUGUUUUGCAUCGUUCCGCCUUUAUUCAUUAAAUACGGCAAAAGGAUUCGGGCUCGAAGCAAAUCCGCACGAUAUAGUCUGCGGGUUUACCAGGAAAACGGCGUGGAUAAGAAUGGCUACUGA
Messenger RNA from Penicillium expansum, 864 nucleotides. Its product is annotated as Major facilitator superfamily domain, general substrate transporter. NCBI's taxonomy places the organism in Eukaryota, Fungi, Ascomycota, Eurotiomycetes, Eurotiales, Aspergillaceae. Gene Ontology annotation, molecular function: transmembrane transporter activity. Bases 1 to 864 code for a protein of 287 amino acids. Gene Ontology annotation, biological process: transmembrane transport. The record is from RefSeq and is a predicted model, not a curated record. The transcript has 2 exons.